AUGAAGACCUGCAUAGUAUUUAUUUUCCUACUGGCUGCAGCAUUCCCUUUAUCUGUCGAAAAUAAUCGUCAUGGAAAACAUAGGACUUCCCACAAGGCCAAAGACAAGGACAUUGCCGUUGAGGAGGCCAACAAGGCACCAGUCUUACCCACGUUAGUGACUGUUGAAGCCAGAAAUCAGGAGCAGGAAGAAGGGGAAGCGAGCGCAGAAGACAACGCUAACGCCGAGAAAAAGCACAGCAAAUUUGAAAGGACAAAGGAUAAAAGCGAGGCGGUUCUAUUGAGUCAGGAGGAACUUAAUGACCUUCUCCAGAAGGAAACAGCAGAAGAAGAAGAGAUGAAUGAAGAAGGCACCACAGGUGUAGAUGAAGAGGAGUUCAGACAAACAGCGGAAGUGCAAGAAGAAAAGUUGGAAAUGAAGCAAGAGGAGCGUGUCCAAAACAAGAGUGCAGGAGGUGGUGAAAUGUUGAUGAAUGAACAUAAAGAGUCAGAAGAUGAGAUGGAACUCAAGGAACAUGAAGAAGAAGCUACUGGAGGAGAACAUGCUGCUUUGUUAGAAGAAUCUGAAGGCAGCACAGAGUCCAAGAUACUGUCCAGUCUUGACUACGCUGGUGACAGCGCAAUUGUGCCACCACUACGGCUAAUGCUAGCCAAAGUGCAAGCCCUCAGAGAUGACGUAAAGCCCGUUUCUACAUCAGAUAACAAAGAGGAUAAAUAUGAUGGCGGAGUUAUAAAUGAUGAUGUGAUGCAAAACACAGAAGGGGCAGAAUACCAUGGAGCAGCAAGUCGGGAUCAGAUUCAAGACAACAAAGCCAAAGACUCAGAGACAAAGCUGGCUGGAAAGGAUGAGGAGAAGAGUGAGGAUGAGAGUGGAACUAAUGCCAAGGGAAAGACAAGGAGACCAAAGAAGAACCAAAGUGCUAGGAAACACUUGCCGCAAAUGGAGGAAAAACAAGUUGAGCAGGAGCAGAACCAAGAGGUGCCUCAGGAGAUGCAGGGAGGACACGAUAACAGCACAGCCCAGAAGGCAAAGAGGAGAAGAGCAGGACAAUGGGGCCCUUUAGUAGGUGUGAACCCAGUGCAGAUAAGGGCCAAAGUGGAUCUCUACCCGAGUGCCAGGCCCUCACCUCCCCCAGAAGCCCCUCCUGAUCCAUGCGAUAACUUCCGCUGCAAGCGUGGGAAAAUGUGUAAGCUUGAUAAAGAUAAUAAGCCAAAUUGUGUAUGCCAGGAACCUUCGGAAUGUCCCUCCAGUCUGAAUGAUUUUGAUCAUGUUUGUGGGACAGACAACAAGACGUACAACACAUCGUGUGAACUCUUUGCCACUAAAUGCAAUCUGGAAGGCACCAAAAGGGGACACAGACUUCAUCUGGACUACACAGGACCAUGCAAAUUGAUACCGCCAUGUGUGGACACAGAACUGGUCCAGUUCCCGCUGCGAAUGAGGGAUUGGCUGAAAAAUGUGCUGCUGCAGCUUUAUGAACACGACUCCGUGUCCCCCGGCUACCUCACCUCCAAGCAGCGAUUCAGAGUGAAGAAAAUCUUUGAGAGCGAGAGACGUCUUCGUGCUGGUAAUCACUCUGCCGAGCUACUGGCUCAAGACUUUGAGAAGAACUACAACAUGUACAUCUACCCAGUCCACUGGCAAUUUGCUCAACUGGACCAGCACCCCUCUGACAGGGUCUUGUCCCAUUCAGAACUGGCCCCGCUCCGGGUCCCUCUGGUCCCCAUGGAGCACUGCACCUCUCGCUUCUUCCAGGAGUGUGAUGCUGACAAGGACAAGCAGGUGACCCUUACAGAGUGGACCUCCUGUUUUGGCAUCAAGAAUAAUGACAUUGAUGUCAACCUUCUGUUCUAAGCCUCACUUUGUAGCUCAUUGACAGCGUCACCACAUGACAUAUGCUCC
This is a messenger RNA of Phycodurus eques (leafy seadragon), 1902 nucleotides long. RefSeq names its product SPARC-like 1 (gene sparcl1). Lineage: Eukaryota; Metazoa; Chordata; Actinopteri; Syngnathiformes; Syngnathidae. The transcript is spliced from 10 exons. The coding region runs from base 1 to 1854 and encodes 617 amino acids. Gene Ontology annotation, molecular function: collagen binding; calcium ion binding; protein binding. Gene Ontology annotation, biological process: anatomical structure development. The record is from RefSeq and is a predicted model, not a curated record.